Rhea pennata is the source of this 1820-nucleotide messenger RNA. RefSeq names its product ring finger protein 224 (gene RNF224). Lineage: Eukaryota; Metazoa; Chordata; Aves; Rheiformes; Rheidae. The record is from RefSeq and is a predicted model, not a curated record. The transcript is spliced from 3 exons. The coding region runs from base 1 to 1203 and encodes 400 amino acids.
AUGGGACAGAGGGAAAGAGACAUGAAGGACAGGCAGACAAAGUGUGGCAGAGUGCCAGGCACUGCUCCAGGGCAACACCUGACAGCAUGGGUUCAGAUGUCUAAAGUCCAGGAGCUAGGAAACUGCCGGCCCACCUCAUUUCCUCAUCCUGGGCUCACCAGGCUUGGUGGAGUGCUCAGUGGCAGCACAUUCUCCCACAUUGGUCUCUAUUUGGGCUCUGAGCCUGGUUGGACUUGGCCCCAGUACUGUCCAGGCACCCAGCACCAGAGGUGGAGUAGUAUCGGGGCAUCCCCCUUCAAGCAGUUCCCAAAACAUAUUCCCAGUGUGAAUUUUCUGCAACAACUGGGUGAGAAAAAAGGCAAGCAUGGAGCCCACUUGCCUCUCUGCAGCUUGCUGGGGCAGCCUCUGACUUCAUUUUCGGCUGAAGUUGGCAUGCCAGAUCUGGAACAAGCAGGCCGUUGUCCUUGUGGAGCAGCUCGUCCCACGGCUGGCUGGUUGUGCUGCGAGGUGAUAGUCUGCGUAAGCAAAUGCGUCUGCUGCUGGAACUGCCUCUGUCUUCAGGCCAGCAGUCAGGACAGGGGCUUGGAAAGAAUGUGUGUGUUAGCAGAUGACUUCAGUGCACUACAAAUAAAAUUACAGACAUCUCCCUCCCUGCCAAGGAGACUGAUGUCUGCCUGCCAGGAACCCUGGGGCAGCAUGUCCCAGGCUCGUGGAAGCACCUGUGUAGAGGACACAGGGCCAGGCACCAAGGCCCACUCCCGUACCCCGAGCCGAGGCAGCCACAGGAUUGACUGCAUCAUCUGCUACUCCUCCUACGACCUGUGCAGCCGGUUACCGCGCCGGCUAUACUGCGGCCAUACCUUCUGCCAGGCCUGCCUCAAACGCCUCGACGCCAUCGCCAAUGAACAGCGUUGGAUUCCCUGCCCGCAGUGCCGCCAAAACACGCCCACACCGCGUGGUGGAGUGGCAAUGCUUGACCUGGACCUGGCCACUUUCCUUGCUGUUAAGGCUGACAAGGAGCAUCCCCGGGUGGCUGUCAGGCCAGAGCCUGACUUGGCCACUAAAGGGUCAUGCAAAGAGAAGGUGGUCACCCAGCAGCCGUCAGGGCUGUGCCAAGACCCACUGCCCCAGGCACCAUUCCCCCAAAGUGGCUGCUGCCAGCAAUGCCUUUGCUGUGGGGUAACAGCUGCCUUUGAGAGCUGAGCAGGCUCUUGGCAGGCUGGCACUGCUGCAGACAGUGGAAGGAUGGUGCAGCCCAGUGGCACAUGGACUAGCAGGGCAGGCAGCAGCUCUGCACAGCUCAGCAGAUGGAGCUAGGGCUUCCUGUGCCCAGCAUGCUGCAGACAGUCAAGCUCCUAUGGUGCUGCCUUGGCCCUUUUUGAGGACUAGCCACCCCUUGAAAGCAACUCAGCCCCAGCCACGUGGGGAUCCACACAUGGACAGUAACUGAGGGGUUGUUCCUGGGUCCCAGCAGCUCAUAAGGGGCCUCAGCUUCUACAGAGCUCAUUGCCUACCCUGUCGGGAUUUGGAGUUCAACGGAAGGUGGGAUGAGGAUACUCUCACCCCUUGAUCCUACCCACCCACCCCUCCGAUAGCUCUGAAAUCUGGUCCAGUCAUCAGAGGUGUCCCCUGGAGUCUGGCCCAGGACUUGCUCAUGCCUGGCUUCUCCAUGCAUGCCACGCCACAGCAGGGACACCUCAGCCAAGUGUCCUAUCAGGCAGGGUACAAGGGGAGCCUGGCACAACACAGCAAAGCAGAGAUGCUUUGGAGAGUAUGUCUGAUACCCCCAAACUUCAUGUCUAUUAAACAACUCUCUGUUA